AUGAUCUAUUCAAAAGAAUUUUACUCGAUACUUUCGAGAGAGAAAAAGAUCUCAUCCGAUUCUUAUACGUUUUCUCUUCUAGGUAAUAUUCCUGCUAAUGCUACAUGGAAGCAGAACGGAGUGACUAUUGCUGGAGGUAACGGGGCGGGGAAUGCCACUAAUCAACUCUACCGCCCUAGUGGUCUCUUCGUUGAUGAUGAUCAAACAGUGGUUAUUGCUGACUGGGGGAAUGAUCGUAUCAUGCAAUGGAAGAACGGUGAUACAAUGAAUGGACAAGUUGUUGCUGGUGGCAAAGGCAAAGGAAAUGGAUUACAUCAAUUGGAUUGGCCAACUGAUGUAUUAAUUGACAAAGAGACUGAUAGUCUCAUUAUUUGUGAAGGCACACGAGUUGUACGAUGGUCUCGUCGUAGUAGUACAACACAAGGUGAAAUACUCAUCAACAACAUCUGGUGUUCGAGAUUAGCAAUGGAUAAACAGAGAUAUCUAUACGUUUCUGACUUCGUAAAACAUGAAGUAAGACGAUACCAAUUGGGUGAGAAGAAUGGCACUCUCGUAGCUGGUGGAAAUGGGCAAGGUGAUGGUCUCAAUCAAAUCGAUUCGCCGGGAUAUCUCUUUGUCGAUGGACAACAGAAUGUCUACGUAUCAGACACCGAUAAUCAUCGCGUAAUGAAAUGGAAUAAAGGUGCAAAAGAAGGUAUUGUGGUCGCUGGAGGACAAGGCGCAGGGAGUGCUCUGACACAAUUAUAUUGGCCUAGUGGAAUCUUCGUUGAUACGUUGGGUACACUCUAUGUAGCAGACAAGGGGAUUAAUCGUGUAAUGCGUUGGACUCAAGGAGGCACGAAACAAGGCACUGUAAUUGUGGGUGGAAGUGGUCAAGGAGCAGGAGCAAAUCAGUUCAGCAAUCCCAGUGGUUUGUCUUUCGACCGACAUGGUAAUCUCUAUGUCGUCGAUAUAGUUAAUAAUCGUGUUCAACGAUUUUCUAUCGAAUAA
Messenger RNA from Rotaria socialis, 990 nucleotides. The record is from the annotation of a GenBank genome assembly. Lineage: Eukaryota; Metazoa; Rotifera; Eurotatoria; Philodinida; Philodinidae.